Colius striatus (speckled mousebird) is the source of this 793-nucleotide messenger RNA. It is a transcript of the gene HSCB, whose product is annotated as HscB mitochondrial iron-sulfur cluster cochaperone. NCBI's taxonomy places the organism in Eukaryota, Metazoa, Chordata, Aves, Coliiformes, Coliidae. The record is from RefSeq and is a predicted model, not a curated record. Gene Ontology annotation, molecular function: protein-folding chaperone binding; ATPase activator activity. Gene Ontology annotation, cellular component: mitochondrion. Gene Ontology annotation, biological process: protein complex oligomerization; [2Fe-2S] cluster assembly. The transcript is spliced from 6 exons. Bases 28 to 726 code for a protein of 232 amino acids.
GGCUGCCGGGAGCUGGAGUUCCGGAGGAUGCAGGCCGCGCUGCGGCAGCGUCUCGGCGGGCUGCGAUGGCCGCUCCGCAUAUCCGAGGCGGCCCCGCGGCCUCGCUUCGUCGGGCCGGGCUCUCCCGCGGCCCUGCGAUGCUGGAGCUGCGGCAGCCCCCUCGCUGCCGGAGAGGGGCUGCCGCACUUCUGCCCCGGCUGCCGGGCCCUGCAGCCACCGGGGUCCCGGCCUGACCUCUUCCGCCUGAUGGACUGCGACCGCUCCUUCCGCAUCAACGCGCAGCAGCUGCAGCGGCGAUUCCGGAGUCUGCAACGCGCCGUUCACCCCGAUCGCUUCGGCCAGAGGCCGCCGAAAGAACAGUACUACUCUGAGCAACACUCUUCCUUGAUCAACAAAGCCUACCAAACUCUGCUGAACCCUUUGAGCCGGGGCCUCUAUCUACUGGAGCUGAAUGGAGUAGAGCCUCCACAAGAGACAGACUGUGAUGCAGACUCAGUGUUUCUCACAGAGAUCAUGGAAAUUAAUGAGAAAUUAGCAGAGCCUAAAAAUGAGGAUAUCCUUAAAGAAAUUGAAACUUUAAUUAAAGUUAGAGAAGAACAGCUGACCAAAGAGGUGACUGCAGCUUUUGAAAGAGAUGAUCUUCAAGAAGCUAAGAAGCUUCUCGCCAAAAUGAAAUACUUUGCAAACUUAAAGGAUAAACUGAAGAACAAGAAGAUCCCUUCCUGAUACUGCCUCCUUUACCACUAAGAGUUAACGUGAUUUUCAAUUAAAUGGCUGAUUUGGUUACCAAAAA